AAUAUGGCUCUCGUACCCCAAAACACUAGCCUUCUAAAUACAUUUGCUCAAGAUUUCACCGAACUUAUGAAAGAUGAAUCCCUAUACGACUUGAAAAUUAUUCUUCCCAACGGGAAAAUUAUCUUGGGUCAUAAAUUUUGCAUAAUGGUUCGUUCCAUGAAAUUUCGUAAAUUUUUCCAAAAAUCGGAUACUAUAACUGAAGCGCAAAUGAUAGAAGAAAUUCCAUUGGAGAAAAUUGUGGGCUCUUCUUUUCUAUCAAGCCAAGCCAUAUCAAGCGCAUUUGAAGAGUUAUUCUUUUAUUUCUAUCAUGACGCACUCAAUGCGGGCAACUGGGAUAUAAUUACGGCAAAUAAAGAAAAUUUUUUGGCGUUUAUUCAAUUGGUCAAAAUACUUGAAAUGAAACAUCUCGUAGAACCUACAUUAAAGAAAAUUGAAGAAUAUUUGUCCGCGAAUAAUGCUGUUAAUCUCUUAAAUGGUAUCAUGAAAUUAAUUGAUUCCAAGCUUUUGAUUGAAGAAAAUAACUUGGAGGAUCUUUAUGAUGAAGCUGCCGAAAAAUGCAUUAAAUUCUUUGAAAACAAAGAUGCGCUACAUGAGAGCGAUUUUAGUACAUUCAACAUGGGAAAUUUAUCACUCGGUUCUUUCAAUUAUCUUAUGGAAAAUAUUUAUUCUACUAACAAGAACAAUAUUCAAGAAACAAAAAAGUUUCUUCUUGCGAUCAAUUGGUUUAACUCUAAAAAAUCCGAGACUGCUGCCAAAAUUCAAGAGGAUAUAUUUCAAAAUGUCGAAUUCCCGUUGAUCCCGCCUGUGACUCUUGCAACAAAGAUUUCUGAUAUCAAAAAGAUUUCACCCGAAAGAUAUCAAGAUGUACUUGAUGCCGUAGUGAUCCAAUUGGCGAAUAAAUGCGAGCAACUAGAACAAGCGGCCAAUGAAUACAUGCGUACCUUAGAACAACGCCUCCAAG
This is a messenger RNA of Ambispora leptoticha, 961 nucleotides long. The record is from the annotation of a GenBank genome assembly. Lineage: Eukaryota; Fungi; Glomeromycota; Glomeromycetes; Archaeosporales; Ambisporaceae.